CUAGCGAGCAUGACUGAAAUGAGAAUUUUAUCAAAAGAUAACAAUAUAUUAACCAAAAGUUAAUAGAAUCAUUUACAUUUGGUACAAAAUAAUCAUUAUUAAUCUCAACCAUUUGAUGCCGAAUUGGACAACUGCAUUUAUUCCACUAAUGACUAACACUUCUUUUAAAAUCCAGUGGGGCAUAUUGUUAUAUUAAUAGAUAAAUGGGUAAAUGGUGCUCAUUCUACGUAGGGAUAUGGAUGUGGAAAUGACACGUGGGAUUAUAUUUUCACCAUAAUCAUUCAAAUUAGAUUCAAAUGGGGGGCAUCAAUCUAAUAUUAUGUUCAUGUAGGGGUAUAAAGGAAAAUUUCUAUUUUUGUUACUUCCUCAGCUACAAUUAUGUUGGACCAGACAAGUCUCUCUCUCCAUGCAUGUUUGCGGUUACGAACUUCAAUUCCCCCUACUUUCUCUCUCAUCCCACACAUAAGACCUAGUGCCCCUACCCCACAAAAAAUUUCCAACAUUUUGUCUAAAUUUGUUGAAGGUUUCUUGUCUCCCUUCCUUCAGGGUGGAUGGGACACAAGAAUCUAUUGCGUCAUCCAUCCUAGUUUUGACUUAAAUUGAGGAGUUCUAUAUACGCAAAUUUGAGAAUCAAAACUCAUAGAGGUCGGGUUUUUUUCAAUUUUUUAUAGGAUUUGCAGGUUUUCUUCUUGUUCAUCUCUUUUUCCUCUCUAGUUUUGAGGUGGAACAAAGAAUGGGAGUAGAUUACUACAACAUAUUGAAGGUGAGUAGGAGCGCAAGCGAUGAAGACAUCAAGAAAUCGUAUCACAGGCUUGCCAUGCGAUGGCACCCCGACAAGAACCCCAAAAACAAGACAGAAGCUGAAGCAAAAUUCAAGCAAAUAUCUGAGGCAUAUGAGGUUCUCAGUGAUACACAAAAGAGGAUGGUAUAUGACCAACAUGGGGAGGAAGGUCUCAAGGGUGGUUCAAUGGCGGCACCUGAAUCCAAUGGUCAGAAUUCAUUUGGAUUCAACCCUCGUAAUGCCGAAGACAUAUUUGCCGAAUUCUUUGGGAGCAGCCCGUUUGGGUUUGGCUCCGUUGGUGGAAGGUCAACACGAUACCAUGGCGAUGGUGGGUUUGGGAUGCCUGAAAGUACAUUUCGGACCUUCUCUGAAGGGGUUGGGACCUUGCAUGCCGGACCCAGCCUUAGGAGAGCCGCACCUUGUGAGAACAAGCUCCCAUGUAGCCUAGAAGAUCUCUACACAGGGUCCACCAGGAAGAUGAAGAUCUCUAGAUCAGUUGUGGAUCAGUCCGGACGGCUCAUUCCCGAGGAGGAAAUCCUAACAAUUGAUGUGAAACCUGGGUGGAAGAAGGGCACUAAGAUCACAUUCCCCGACAAGGGCAACGAUCGCCAAGACCUCAUCUUCAUCAUCGAUGAGAAGCCACACCCUACAUACACACGCGAUGGCAAUGACCUUGUUGCUAACAUUACCAUGUCCUUAGCUGACGCUUUAGGGGGCACCACUGUCUCCCUUGUAACCCUAGAUGGGCGCCAACUCUCGAUCCCGGUUAACGAUAUCAUAACCCCAGGCUAUGAGAUCAUAAUUACAAAGGAGGGCAUGCCCUACGUGCGAGAGCCUAGACGUAGGGGCAACCUAAGAGUCAAGUUCAAUGUCAAGUUCCCAUCACGGCUCAGUGCAGAGCAGAGGUCCGGCAUCAAGCGACUACUAGGUGGCACUUGAUAUCUCAACAAAAACAGUGAUGUUCACAUGUAUUAUAUGUGAAGUUUUAUGCAAUACCCUCCCUUGUCUCAACAAAAACAAAAAUAGUGUUCACAUGUAUUCUAUGUGAGGUCUUAUGGAUUACGCUCCAUUGUAAUGGGGAGCUCCAUCCAUAUUUACUCUC
Molecule: messenger RNA, 1883 nt
Organism: Amborella trichopoda
Lineage: Eukaryota; Viridiplantae; Streptophyta; Magnoliopsida; Amborellales; Amborellaceae
Cellular component (GO): cytosol
Molecular function (GO): protein-folding chaperone binding
Source: RefSeq, a predicted model, not a curated record